Molecule: messenger RNA, 736 nt
Organism: Sabethes cyaneus
Lineage: Eukaryota; Metazoa; Arthropoda; Insecta; Diptera; Culicidae
Gene: Ppcdc
Product: phosphopantothenoylcysteine decarboxylase
Exons: 1
Coding region: 116-694 (192 amino acids)
Biological process (GO): coenzyme A biosynthetic process
Cellular component (GO): phosphopantothenoylcysteine decarboxylase complex
Molecular function (GO): FMN binding; phosphopantothenoylcysteine decarboxylase activity
Source: RefSeq, a predicted model, not a curated record
GUGCCGUAUGGACCACAAUUUGAUGGCCAAAGAAGAUUUCUCCAAGCUUGGCUUUAGUGACAGUGAAACUGCUGAGAAAACCAAUAAAACGAACUAACGAACCCACGCCCGUAGAAUGUCACAACGCAACGUACUGAUUGGCUGCACCGGGAGUGUAGCCAGUAUUAAACUUCCGGUUCUAAUUUCAAAAUUACGCGAGUCCGGAUUGAAUCUACAAAUUAAGGUAAUUGUAACGAAACACGCAGAGCAUUUUUUCUCCACCGAAGACAUCCCUUGCGAUGUGGCAAACAUCUACCGAGACGAAGACGAAUGGACCAGUUGGAAAGGACGGGGGGAUCCGGUUCUACACAUCGAGCUUGGUAAAUGGGCGGAUCUGAUGGUGAUUGCACCGCUCGAUGCCAACAGUUUGGCAAAGUUGGCCCAAGGACUGUGCGAGAACCUGCUGCUCUGUACGGCGAGGGCAUGGGAUUUUUCGAAGCCGCUUCUUUUCUGUCCUGCUAUGAACACCCGAAUGUGGGAGCAUCCCAUCACGGCUGGACAGAUUGAAACCUUGCGCUCGUGGGGCUUGCGAGAAAUUCCUUGUGUAGCGAAAACGCUGAUGUGCGGCGAUACCGGGCUGGGCGCGAUGGCUGAGGUUGAUACGAUUGUUAAUGAGGUGCUUCGAUGUUUGGUGGAGACGACUAAUGGGAAAUGAUUGAAGUGGAAGUUUUUUAAAAUAUAGUUAUACCGAUAGAUA